Candidula unifasciata is the source of this 3309-nucleotide messenger RNA. NCBI's taxonomy places the organism in Eukaryota, Metazoa, Mollusca, Gastropoda, Stylommatophora, Geomitridae. The record is from the annotation of a GenBank genome assembly.
AAGAUGGCGGCCUAUCCCGGGUCGGGCUACCAGAGCCCCCCGACCAUCGGCCGCACUGUAGAUCGCAUCUUUGAAGACGCCCAAUUCACCGGAGAAAUACACUUGAAUGGCCGCAAAUUAAGGGAUUAUCCAAAGAUUUGCAGCAAAUAUGAUUUAAGUGACACAACCUUAGUUGAUAUCUCCAGGAAUCGUUUAACAGAAGUUCCCCAUGAAGUGUGUGAAUAUUUGUUUGUGGAGAAAAUCAACUGCUACCACAAUGUCAUACGUACUAUAUCUGAUUCUAUACAACAGCUGCAAGUUCUCACACAUCUUAUCCUGAGCCGCAAUCAACUGACAACACUGCCACCUGCCUUGUGUAUGCUGGGUGCUCUGGAAGUUCUCCAUGUCAGCAACAACAAGUUGGUGUCACUGCCGGAGGAGAUCAAGCACCUGAGCAGCCUGAUGGACCUGGACGUCAGCUGUAAUGAACUGUCUCAUCUACCAGUACAAAUAGGAGACUUGUCCUCUCUGCGCUGCCUCAAUUUGCGGAGAAACUUUCUCGUAGAGCUGCCUGUUGAAAUCUCCCGCCUUCAGCUGUACAAGUUGGAUUUCUCCAACAACAGGAUUGAGAAAAUCCCAACUGUCUUUCGCAAAAUGGAAACACUGGAACAGUUUAUUUUGGACAACAAUCCAUUGUCAUCACCCCCAGCAUAUGUUUGCAUCAAAGGAAGGCAGCACAUCAUGAAAUUCCUGCAAAUUGAAGCAAUCAAGGAAGACAGGAAGAGGGGCAUUUUGAUGGGCAGUGAUUCAGACAUUAAAAAGUUUGCCAGGAAAUCCUUGCCACCUCAUCAGUCAUCUGAUGAUUUGAAGAACAUGCUAGGAGCCCCAGAAUCCAAGUGGAAGAGGCACACUGUGCUCAGCAAUGAUUCUGGAUACAGCACCGCAGAUGGGUCCGAGAGAAAUGGCUGGCAGAGUGGGGAGAUUUAUCCACUUAGUGAAGAAAACAACAAUAAUUAUCAGCCGGAGAUGUUGAAGAAAUACAAGGGGGAUCACCAUCAUCAGACAUUUUACCAAAGUUAUCUGCCCCACCAUCAGCAACAACCGGACCAGUCCCAGCAGCAGAAUCAAACCACAGUGUCCAAUACUGGUGGCCAUAACCUUGCCACACAGCCAAGGAGUGCAAGUGCUCUACAUCAGCAUUCUAUCCCAUCAGCCCAACAAGGAGACACUUACCCAGAACCAGCAAUCCCUGGAAGGACCUCACCUGCUCAUGUAUCAACUUCCUACUCACAGUACCUCCAGCGCCAGUACCCCCAUGAUCUGAGACAUUCACAUUAUCGCCCUCAUAUCAGCUCGUCGUCCACUUCCCACCCGCACUCUUCAGCCAUGUACAGCUCCUCAUCUUCAUUGGGCACGUCCAAUCGUCAGUCUCCUAGCCCAUCCUUCACCCAUCACAGUUCUGACAGUCAGACAGUAGGCCACAAUAACUCAUUCACUGGGGCUGACUCCAGCGGCUCUCUCACCAGACAGAGAAGCAACACUAGUUUAUCAGAUUACCAGUCCAGACAGUACGCAAGUUCAACUGUUCAGACAGCACACAGAGCUUACUCCCCUGCUGUCCUAACAAGAUACAGACCAGACUCUCCAACUUUCCGCUAUGGGAACAGCAAACCUGCCAAGGAUUAUCUAACUAAUGGCUCGCAGUUACCACUAUCUUCCCACUCAACAUACUUACAUCAGAGAGAAUCUGUAACACACGAGAGAAAUAUCUAUCAGUUGCCUAGCCGAUUAGAGAGGUUUGGGAGAGAAAGCUCGUCGACUAGACCACCGAGUCCUCCUAGGAUAAUGUCCGGUGAUAUGGAGGAUGAAUUUACCAGGGAGCUGAAACGACAGAAGGCAGAAUACGAGCGGAAGAAGAAACAAGCCGAACUGAUUAGGGUACAGCAAGAAGAGGAGGAGGAAGAGCGAGAGAAGGAGGAGAGAAGAAGGGCAGCAUUAAAACUACAGGAAGAGCAAAAAGUGGUGAUGCAGAAGCAGGAGGAGCAGAGGAGACACGGUGAGGUUCAGAGGCAAGAAGAGAUAAGGAGACAAGAAGAUUUGAGGGUGAUUGAUGUGAAGAGAAGGAAGGAGGCAGAAAGUCGAAAGAUGGAAGAUGAGAUACAGCAGUUACAGGACACAGUCAGAAUUGAAGACGGAGAGGAAAUCAGGCAGAAAGGAGACACAGACAAGCGAGCAGAAUCAAAACUGUUGGACAAGAAAAACCUCAUCAACAAUGGUGUGCUUGAGAACUCUCGCCAGUCCAGUGCCUCCACUACUCCCUCAGUGUCACCCAGUCCCAGCCCCAGAAACUCGGUGUCCCACCUGGCCAAACCCAACAGUCCCAGCAGCUCCACCUCCCAUUUGGCCAAGCCCAUCAGCCCCAGCGGGUCCACAUCACAUCUGGUCAAGCCCACAGGAACCAAAUCGGCUGUCCCGCGAGCCGCCAAUGGACCGGCAGGCCCAGCCCAGAGCCAGGCGGUGCGGAAAACAAAACUGGCUGGGGACAGGUCCAACACAGCAAGUCCUGUAACUGCCAGGUCCACUAGGACGGUGGCACCAGCUGGUCUCAGAGCACAGGGGUCAGGGCUGACAUCAGCGCCAUCCAAUCUGAGGAGGAGCAGCAACAGCAGCACGGUUGAUGAUGAGCCCAAGCCCAGGAAGGGACCAACUGUGGCACCAGCAGAGACUUCCCGACUGAAGGCUCACCACGAGGAGCAGAACAAGAAGGGAACACUUCUGCACAGUUCUGCUGGCAAGAUGCAGCAGAAGUCUGAUCAUCCAGCAGAAACUGUAGACACCAACAAGCGGAUCAACACUAGACCUCCGACUAGCACCAACAUCUACGGCUUGAGCAGGGGCCGGCCAGGUGGUCCAAAAACUCUGGAAGACUCCAGUUCAAACUUUAGCAUACACAAGAAGGAAGAAAAGGAAGAGGCUGAACAGAUGGACAGACUGCGACAGAUGGUUGAGUCGAGGCUUAGAGUGACAUUACCCGACAAUCUGGCAGAGGCUUUGAGAGAUGGUGUUGUACUUUGCCACCUGGCCAAUCAUGUUCGACCUCGGUCAGUUGGGAGCAUUCACGUGCCCUCACCUGCAGUGCCAAAGUUAACGUUGGCCAAAUGCAGGAGGAAUGUGGACAACUUCCUGGAUGCUUGUAGGAAGAUUGGGGUGGAUCAGGAGCAACUUUGUGGACCCCAAGACAUCUUUGACGAGAAGGGCAUCUCACGGGUGGCAAUCACAGUUGCUGCCCUUGUCGCUGUCGGCAGCAACCCCAGACAAUCGGCAGUAUGA